Molecule: messenger RNA, 1230 nt
Organism: Aphidius gifuensis
Lineage: Eukaryota; Metazoa; Arthropoda; Insecta; Hymenoptera; Braconidae
Gene: eIF3i
Product: eukaryotic translation initiation factor 3 subunit I
Exons: 4
Coding region: 111-1091 (326 amino acids)
Biological process (GO): cytoplasmic translational initiation
Cellular component (GO): eukaryotic translation initiation factor 3 complex, eIF3m; cytoplasm
Molecular function (GO): protein binding; RNA binding; translation initiation factor activity
Source: RefSeq, a predicted model, not a curated record
CAAUUUGCGUCCAAAAAAAGCAUGCAUUUGCCUGCCAAAUAUACAACUACUAACUAGACAUAUUCAUCAAUAUUCAUUAUAACAGUGUCAUUUAAAUUAAAUAAAUAAUAAUGAAACCUCUUAUGUUACAUGGGCACGAACGUGCAAUUACUAAAAUUAAAUACAACAGAGAAGGUGAUUUAAUAUUCUCAGCAAGUAAGGAUAAAAAUCCAAAUGUAUGGUGGUCAUUAAAUGGUGAAAGAUUGGGAACAUUUAAUGGUCACAAUGGUUCAAUUUGGUGUAUUGAUGUCAAUUGGGAUACCACUAAAUUCAUAUCUGGAAGUGGUGACAACACACUUCGUAUUUGGGACAUCCAAACUGGCAAAGAAAUUGGUCAAUUACCAACAAACAGUUCAGUAAGAACAUGUCAAUUUAGUUAUUCAGCAAAUACAGCUGUUUAUUCAACAGACAAAGCACUUGGACAUCAGUGUGAAAUGUUUAUUGUUGAUACUAAAAAUGUUGACAGUGGAAUGUCUCAAGAUGAUGCUAUUCUUCGUAUUCCAAUAAAUGGACCACGUAUAUCAUCAAUUCUUUGGGGUGCUCUUGAUGAAACAAUCAUCACUGGACAUGAAGAUGGUGAAAUAAAUAUUUGGGAUUCCAGAACUGGAAAAAAAUUAAACUCUGCAAAGGGACAUAAAUCACAAAUAAAUGACAUGCAAAUGAAUAAAGAUGGUACAAUGUUUGUAACAGCAUCAAAGGAUCAUUCAGCAAAAUUAUUUGACAGUGAAUCAUUGGUUCAUUUGAAAACUUAUAAAACUGAAAGACCAGUUAAUUCAGCAACAAUAUCACCAAUUUAUGAACAUGUUGUUCUUGGUGGUGGUCAAGAUGCUAUGGAUGUUACAACAACAUCAGCACGUCAAGGUAAAUUCGAUGCAAGAUUCUUUCAUCUUGUAUUUGAAGAAGAAUUUGCUCGUCUCAAGGGUCAUUUUGGUCCAAUUAAUUCAUUGGCUUUCCAUCCAAAUGGUAGAAGCUUUUCAAGUGGUGGUGAAGAUGGUUAUGUAAGAAUUAAUACAUUUGAUCAGUCUUACUUUGAUUUCCACUUUGAAUAUUAAUUUAUUUAAUUGAGAAUAAUAAAAACAUUUUAAUAAAUUGUCAAUAAACAAACAAUUGUAAUUAAUCAAAAUGACGAUUUCAAUUUUUCAUGAAUAUCUUUAUAAUAAACAAACAAUAGAAAAAAAAAAAUACUUUAUU